AUGUCCCGCCAAGCCCACACCGACUCCUGGUACGCCGCCACGGCUCGGCCCCAGCCCCACUACCCGGAGCUGACCGAGUCGCUCUCCUGCGACGUUUGCGUCGUCGGCGGCGGCUAUACCGGCGUCACCGCGGCGCUGGAGUUGGCGGAGCGGGGAUUCGACGUGGUGCUGCUGGAGGCCAAUCGCAUUGGCUGGGGUGCGUCCGGGCGCAACGGCGGACAGAUCUGCACCGGCUUUUCCUCGAGCCCCGACAAGCUGAUCGACUGGGUCGGGCUCGACGAUGCGCGGCGCCUCUUCGCGAUGACCGAGGAGGGUAAGCAGAUCAUCCGGGACCGGGUCGCCAGGCAUGACAUCGACUGCGAUCUGACCUGGGGCUACUUCCAUGCCGCCGACCGGCCGCGCGAGCUGAGGGAAUGCGAGGAGGCGGCGGAAACCCUCUCGAAGCUCGGCUACGAGGCGCAGGAGGUGGUGCGGGACGCGGAGAGGGCGCAGCGGCACGCGGCCUCGCCGCGGUUCAUCGGUGGCCUCUACGAGUCGGGCGCCGGUCAUCUCCAUCCGCUGAACUACUGUCUCGGCCUCGCCCGCGCGGCGGCGCAGACCGGCGUGCGGAUCUUCGAGGGGACGCGUGCGCUGACGAUCGAUACCGAGGCCGCCAAGGUCUCGACGGCCAAGGGCGAAGUCAGCGCCAAGUUUCUGGUGCUGGCGAUGAAUGCCUAUCUGGGCGAUCUGGUGCCGGGACUGCGCAGCCGGAUCAUGCCGGUCGGCACCUACAUCGCCGCGACGGAGACGCUGGGCGAGAACCGGGCCAAGGGUCUGAUCCCCGGCAAUGCCGCCGUCGCCGACAUGAAGUUCGUGCUCAACUACUUCCGCCGCUCGCCCGACCACCGGCUGCUGUUCGGCGGCCGCGUCAGCUACUCCACCCUGAUGCCGCCAAACCUGCCGCGGGCCAUGCGCAAGAAGAUGCUGGAGGUCUAUCCCGACCUGGCGGACGUGGGUUUCGACUUCACCUGGGGCGGUUUCGUCGCGAUCACCGUGGAGCGUUCGCCGCAUCUCGGGCGGCUCGGUCGGCGCACCUACUUUGCCCAGGGCUUUUCCGGGUCGGGCGUGACCUUGACUGGGAUCGCGGGCCGGGUGCUGGCCGAGGCCAUUGCGGGUCAGGCCGGGCGUCUGGACCUCUUCGCCAAGCUACCCCACACGCCUUUCCCCGGCGGGCGCAUCCUGCGCACGCCGAGCCUCGUGCUUGCCAUGCUCUGGUAUCGCCUGCGUGACCUCGUCCCGUAG
Molecule: messenger RNA, 1281 nt
Organism: Symbiodinium necroappetens
Lineage: Eukaryota; Dinophyceae; Suessiales; Symbiodiniaceae
Source: the annotation of a GenBank genome assembly